AAAAAAUCGAUGACUCGAGGUAAAUGAAUGCGUCAAUAAAACCAAAAAAAUAAAAAAUAAUAAAAAAAAAAACUCUAAAAAAUAGUGUACUUCCCAUGAAAUAUUGGGAUGGGUGGAGUUGGGCCGUCCAAUUCUGGCCCAUACCCUCCUUCUUAAACCCAUUGAAGAGGAAGCAAAGGGGGAAACAAUGGCAGCUUCUUCGUCUCCGUUAGCCACCAUCCCCACCAAUAGCGAUCUCAUCAAAGAGAUAAAGAGUCACGAGGUUGCUAUAGCAGAGCUCAGUAAUAUUUCUUCAUCUCGGGCUGUCUAUCAGAAAAAUGGGAAUAUAUUUUUCCGUACAACUGUCCCGAAAGCAACAGCAUUUGAGCAGAGAGAACUCGAUACGGCCAAGGCGAAGCUACAAAAGUUGAAUUCACCUUGAUGCUGCUAAGCCUGCUUCCUGUUCUGCCUGUUGUGUUCUAUUAGUGGUAAAAAGAUUGCUAUACCAGAUAUUUAGGAACAUUGUAAAAUUGACCUCCUCUCUUAAGAAAUUGUAUUAUUAUGAUUUACUUCUUAAGAGGCUCUCGUUUUCGAUAAACUCUGAUAUGGAUAUAGCAAAUGCUUUGGUGGAAAUAGAAAUUUACUAUAUUGUUAGAUCAA
Molecule: messenger RNA, 639 nt
Organism: Cornus florida
Lineage: Eukaryota; Viridiplantae; Streptophyta; Magnoliopsida; Cornales; Cornaceae
Exons: 4
Coding region: 188-421 (77 amino acids)
Biological process (GO): protein folding
Cellular component (GO): prefoldin complex
Source: RefSeq, a predicted model, not a curated record